Messenger RNA from Spirodela intermedia, 19641 nucleotides. NCBI's taxonomy places the organism in Eukaryota, Viridiplantae, Streptophyta, Magnoliopsida, Alismatales, Araceae. The record is from the annotation of a GenBank genome assembly.
AUGGAGAGCUUGGCUCAGUUGGAUGCACUUUGUGAACGGCUUUACAAUUCUCAGGAUUCUGCUGAACGAGCACAUGCAGAGAGCAUGCUGAAAUGUUUCUCUCUGAAUACGGAUUACAUUUCUCAGUGCCAGUAUAUUCUGGAUAACUCUCCAAGCCCGUAUGCUUUGAUGAUGGCUAGUUCAAGCUUGUUGAAGCAAGUCACAGAACACACACUAUCUCUGCAGCUACGACUGGACAUCCGUAAUGCUCCUAUUUAACCUGCAUAAACUGCAUCUCUAUAGAUAGAUAUUAUGCUUGGAAACUUUUUCUUAAUAUGCAAUUUUCUUAGUUUGGGUAGGAAGAUGUUUGAUUUGUCAGACUAUCAUUUCACUUGAAUUGAUUUUUUGUAAUUUUCAUGAAGGGAACUAUGUGAUAACCUAUCUAGCCAAUCGAGGACGUGAUUUGCAAACCUUUGUAGCUGGUUCACUGAUCCAACUGUUUUGUCGAAUUACAAAAUUCAGUUGGUUUGAUGAUGACAGAUUCAGAGAUGUUGUUAAAGAGCUGAUGAGCUUCCUCAACCAGGUGAUGUGAUGUCCAUAUUCUUUAUUUAAGCCAUUCUUAAAAUAAUGUCGUUACCGUGUAGCACAGUCACAUUAAUCACUUGCAUGUACUGCUUGUUUUAUGAUGCCUUUAUUUAUGCUUUAAAACUUUUUUUUGGUUCAUUCCGUUUAUAUUUAUGUUUUCUCAAGGAUUUCUUUGACAUUAUGCCAUUUCAAAUUUUUGUAUUGAAUGACAUUUACUCCCAAGGGAAUGCACGCUUCUGGUGUCUUCACCUCCAAGAAAUGUUGUUGUUGAUUUUAUGUUUCAGAGAGAGCACAUGCAAAUAAUUAGAGGUGAGGUGACUCCGGCCUCCUCAGCGUCUGGCCUGAGUGGAAAAUUGACCUGAGGGCCUUAACUUGUGGCAGAAGACUGACUCAAAACUAUGCAUGCUAACCACGCAAGUUUUAAAUAUUUUUAUUGCCUAACUUAAGCAGUCAGGUGACACCAAACUGUCAUAUGGUUCCUCUUGGUAAAAAGAAAAACUGCUACACUUUGUUUUGUUCAUACAACAGCCCAUUUAGGUGCAAACACGUCUUAUUUUGUUUUUUGUCACCUGAACCAAUUCUUCAUCCUGUUUCUAGAAAAAUAAUGCCGAUGUAUUAUGAUUCUUUUUGAAAUAGGGCCUAUUGAAUUUAGAGAGAAUGGAGAGUGCGGUAUUUAUUUUGUAUAUGGACAGUGUACAGAGUUUUCCUUAAAAAUGUGCAUCUAGAGGUUUUGGACUAAUUAAUUCUGUUUAGAAAAUGUGAGUUCAGAGAGAAUGGAGAAUGCCUCUCUUUUUACUGACUUUCAAGCUCUUCUGAUAUAGAACUUGAGAUUUUUCCUCACUAAGUUAUGGAAACGUGAUCCUUAAACCUCUUGCGUUGUAAACAUUUUAGAAAUGUUGCCGUGAAACCUCUUAAAUGGCAGCAUGUUUUCCUGCUGAACCCCUGUGUCAGUGUAGGGCUGAUCUUUAUUCUUUUACUAUUGCUCCUCUAAUUGUGUGUCCUCUUUCAUUUUGUCGUUGUUGUCAUAGAUCUUUCUUUCGAUGAAAUUUUAUCCCUUAGGUGUAUACAAAAUUUAUAAUUGAUAUUUUAAUGUAGUCUCAUUCGUGAGCUUGUUAGUGCUGGUGUCAUACUAUGGUACAGACAAUAUAAUUGUGUUAUUAUGGCGAUAUGACAUUUAGCUAUUCAACUUAGGUUCUAACCAGAUGCUUAAUUGUCCCUAAUCUUAUCGAGUAUUCAUUUCAGCCUUGACUGCAUACUAACCUUUGAUGCUUUCAACUGAAACUAUAGUUGUCAAAGAACAUGAGGUAUGCAAUGGUGGGGUCUGAAUCAUGUAUCUGCUUCUUAUGUUAGGUGUUUCGCAUGUAUUGACUUUCUUGGACUGGGGAAGGGAUGUUAAGUCAUUUGUUGGGAAAGACUGAUACACUUGUGGAUAUAAACUAGGGGUUCAGUUUUCGAUUGCCCAUUUUGGCCUGGGGGGCGAGUGUUAGUUACUAUAAUCCAUUUUUCCUUCUUCUGUAGCCUUGUAUGCAUGACAUUGUCUUCAUUGUGAAUUAUUGCUGAAUAUGACCAUUCUGCUUCAGUCUACUCUUUAUACCUUUAAAGAGACAGUAGUAGCCCCUAUUUUUCUUGUCUUUGAGACUCAUCGGUGCAGACUGGGCUAAGUUUCUGUGUUAUUUAGACCGUUUUACCGUGUGAUGUCGUAUCAUAGGUCCCCAACGAUGUAGUGGUUUUGUAUCAUGUAACAUUGUUUUUUCUACACACGCCAUAUCUCCUAGUUUGGAUUUAAUUUGUCUAAUGGGUUAGGCCACAUGCAGAAAUUAAUUUUGAUUUUCGUUACCAUUUUGCUUAUACCACCCUUUACCUAUUCUUCAUGUAGGUUUAUUGCUAAUUUUGUUGAUUCAUCGUCUUGUUUUCAAUGGAAGUCGUAGCUCCUUACAUUAUGUUAACUUUUCGCACGGAUGUCCUUCAUCUCUAGUUUACUUUAAUGGGUGCUCAGGUUUAAAUUGCGUUCCUGAAAUUUGACAUUUUUUAUGGUGAUGGUACUGUUUGUGAAUUUUCUAACGUCUAUUUUCUACAUUGAAUAGGGGACACCGGAUCAUUAUUCCAUUGGUUUGAAGUUGUUGAAUCAGCUCGUGUCUGAAAUGAAUCAGGUUUACCGUACAACUUAUCAUGUUACAUGUAGUUCAUGCUCAAUUUUCAUUCGUACUUAAUUUAGUUAUACCAUCCAAUCAAAAUCUUCUGUCCAUCGUCGGUCCUGGUCAGUGAUAAUCAGCGCAUGAUUUAGCUUGUGAAUGAAGUAUCUGGUUAGCCAACUUUGAUUUUAUUCCUGACGUUUUUUAUAUAUUUACUUCAUAAAGCUGCAAAAAUAUUCAUUUUUAAACCGAAUCAGGUUUUCAGUCACGUCUGGUCUAUAUGAUCCUGAUACCUCGAAUAUCUAUGUGAAAAAGCGAUGCAGUGGGGAAAAAAAUCUACUUUCAGAUAUCUGUUCAUGGACAAAUACCCUGUUAUUUUUUGAAAGUUCCAUGCGAUGUUAGGUCUUUUUGUUAAUAGAUUUUACUGGCAGUAUAAAUGCGAAUCUUUCUUAGUACUUCGCUUCUGGUAUGCCAUUGAUCAUUUUUAAGUGCUCUCUCGCACUCUUUUGUGUUUUACUAUUGUUGAGCUGUAGCUUUAUUUUUUCGCUCAAAUAUGAACUAUGCUUCUGAUUGUUAUUUGUUAACCUCAGAGAUGAGACUGUUUUUCCUGAUUCUUGAAUUUUUCAGCCUACCUCUGGACUGCCUCUGACACAACAUAGGAGGGCUGCCUGCUCUUUUAGGGAUCAGUCACUUUAUCAUAUUUUCCAGAUAUCAUUGACAUCAUUACGCCAUCUAAAAGACGAUGGUAACUAUACCUUUGCUUUUGCUAACAUUUAUCCUGAAUGGAUGAGGCUGAAUAUUUGUUAAAAUUGUUAGGGGCUUUGGCUAACAUAGCUUUGCUUGUGUACAGUUUCAAGCAUGUUGAAGGAACUGGCUCUCUCACUUUCAUUGAAGUGUCUAUCUUUUGAUUUUAUUGGGACAUCCUUGGACGAAAGUUCAGAUGAGUUUGGUACAGUGCAGGUACAAAGGCAUCGAAAAUAUUCUUAUGAUUACGAAGAUAUGAAUUUUCAAUUUCUAGGUGUCAUGUUUCAUUUGGUGUUUCUUUUUAGUAAUGCCUGGUUUACAUCUCCACAGAUUCCAUCCGCUUGGAGGGCUUUAUUAGAAGACCCUUCUACUCUUCAAAUCUUCUUUGACUACUAUGGAAUUACUGAACCACCCCUCUCAAAAGAGGUAAGCACUUGCAAACUAUUCUUGUAACCCUAUUCGCCGUUUUUAUUUAAUAAUUUUUUGUUGCAUUCCUAAUACCCUGUUACCUUUACUUAUAGAGGUUCCUUUCUAAGAGUGGUUUCUGUGGGAAGAUGAUUCAAAUUGCUUACAUUUGUACUUCGUAUCGUGUUGUUGUUCUUUCUUGUCUUUUAUAUGUUCCAAUCAUGAUUGUUCUUCUAAAUUAUGAGCUAACUGAUCCGUAUUUCUCGGUGGAAGGCGAAGUUUGUAGAUGAUCUGAAGGAGCCCCCCUUUCAUUUUAAGUUUCCAGUUACUGGCUUUGGUAUUGAUAUCAACUGUGUUAAGAAGACUGCAGAAAAACGAAAGAAAACUUUUUGGUUAUGACAUUGUCCACGGAUCUUUUCUGCAUAAGGGAGUUAUCAUUGUUUUACGCAUAAAUAUAAUUACAAGUAUUUGUGGUGUUUAGGAAUGUUUAUGGGUUAUCUUUUAAUGAUAUCAAUUAGUCUUAUGAAGAGCUCCAGAGACAAUACUUGCGUGUGGCAUUUCCCAUGAAAAAAUAUGCAAUUUUCUAUCCUUCAAAGAAUGUGGAAGCGCUCCACUCUUUCAGUUUCUACUAGUACUUGGUGCCAUAGAUAAGAAUGGCGGUGUGCACUCAACAUGAUUGUGCUCGAUGUAUCAAAGAAUUGUGUUAAAACUAGCUGCAUGGAAAGGUUCUUAUUAAUUCUUAAAUUUAUCAGUUUUUUCUAUGAACUGGACAUUAACUCAAGCUCUUUUUGAAAAUGUAAUUUCGAUCCUCUCACUCGUAGUGUGCCCAUUUGAACAAAACUAUCCGUACAUUUGUUUUUGAGUUUUUCAUUUUAAAACUGUUAUGCAAUUUAACUUCCAUUGAGUUCUAACAGAUGUUUCAUGAGAUGAUGACGUUCUGUACUCUAUUUUUUUGAAGUUUUACUCCUAUAUGUGAGACAACCAAUUCCAAGUCUCUGGGUCAGUUGCCCUGGAACUGGAAUUUUUUGCUGUGAACACAGGGAACUGCAAAUUCAACAUAUUUCUUUUAUAUUUUCAGGCUCUUGGUUGCUUGGUACGCCUGGCUUCUGUUAGAAGAUCCUUGUUCACAGAUGAUGCAGCACGGUCAAGAUUCCUAGCACAUUUAAUGUCAGGAACCAAAGAAAUAUUGCAAAAAGGCCAAGGUUCUUUUUGAUCAUUUAUUCUGUUUGCUGAGUCAAAGUUGACAGUUUUUGAGAUAUAGUGAAUGUACAUCUCACUUAAGCUUCUGUAUUCUUUCUGAAGAAGCUAAUUAAUUCGGUGAAGAGAAUCGUGAAACAGAAAAUCAAUUACUAGAAAUGACAGUGGUUUUUCAAAGAAUAAAUUCCCUUUGUAAUGUCAAUGAUUGAAGGAAAAAAUCGUAAGCUUGCUAAGGUUUUCUUUAAUAUUCGGAAAUCAUUACAAUACUUUUGGUGUUUUCCUGUUUUUUCUGCAUCUUAAAUUUCUUCUCUUUGUCGUUUAGAAUCCUGCUGACAACUUUGGUGGAGAUCUUUCUGAAUCAGAUCGACCAAACCCUUUAGCUUUGCAGAGGACAAAUUUUUGAGUGAUAGACUCACUCUGAGAUGAUAUUCAUAUUUUUCUUCUUCUCGUAUGAAUCUCUCCUUUCUUUUUCGUUGGUUGUUAGUUUGGUGGCAAACCUUGGUGAAUGAUUAUCUCUGGUCCUUGGAUCCCUGUUAUAUGAAGGUGGUGCACUCUUCUCAGAAUGGAAAAAGUUUCAUCACUAGACUUGUAUCCAGUUAGGCCUCGGAAUUGUCAAAAUUUGAUAGGGAGGAGACAAAUGAGGGAAUAAAGAUUCCUUGUGGAUCGAACUCAUUGUGUCACAUAAAAGAUGCCUUUGAAUGGCUUUUGAGGAGGGUCUGGGAAUCUGCCUUACAUUUUUGUUCAGGUUCAAUGCACAAUCUCCCUGAAGGCAUUUUGGUGAGGUUGAGAGAGAAGACUGCGUUUUUCUGUCCCUAGGAAACUAGGGAUUGUACUGCAUGUGGAGCAUUGUUGAUCGGUAUGAUUAAAUUAUUGAUGUCUGAUUUUGGAAUGUAUCAAUUGGAAACAUCUGCAAGUUGUCAUUUUUAAGUAAAGUGAUAGUAAAAAUAUUGUCUAGUUGUUUGCUUAGAUUAAAUGUUUAUCGGAAUGAGGGAAGGGUACAUCACCGUUUGAUCUAUUCCUCUAUCAUGUACAUUUAUAUCAUGGUUAACCUUUGAGUUUCUUUUGGUGAAAUCUUUUGCUAAGUGCUUCGUAUACUCGAGGCUUUAUUAUUCUAUGAUUGAUCUUAAGAAGAAUAUUUGUUGUAUUUCUCCGGGACUCAUUUGGCGUGCACCCAAGUCAUGUCCAUUAUCACUUUUUCCUUUAAUUGAUUGUAGUGCUCUCUACUUUAAAACUAUCACAUGCCAUUCCCGACGGGCUGAAAUUACAGUUUCAAUGUUUAAAUUUUUCAGGACUUUCUGACCAUGAUAAUUACCAUGAAUGUUGCCGUCUUUUGGGACGUUUUAAGGUGAACUAUCAGGUAAAUUUAUUUUCCUUUUUCCGAUGGUCAUUUUUUUGUUUCGAAAUGUAUAGAACCUUUUUUGUAUUCUUCUCAAUCAUCUCUAUACUAAAAACAAGAGUCUGUUUCCCCCCCUUUUCUCCCAUCAAAGAAAGGGUGGUGACGGAUGUACUCCAUAUUUCGAAAGAAAACGUUUAAUUAUGAAAUGAUUCAGCAGGUGUUAACAAUGAUACCACUGUAGAGUUCCACCCAGCCAUUACCACAAUUUACAUAACUUGACUGGUUUGAAAAAGGUUAUUUAUCUAUGCUAGGGGAAAUUAUUGCUAAUCUGCGCUGGUUCUUGGAAAAGCAAUAGCUCACAUACCUUCACCUGCAAAGGUGCUGGGAAACCUGGUAAAAUGCUCUGGUUUCUGUUGCUAAAAUGGUCACCUCGACCUAUUCCUAGGCAUGGGCAUCAGCCCAUGGGAGGCGAAAAAUGGUUUGAAAAUGGAUUUUCAGGGGAACGUGGCAUAUCCUUCUACUGCUAAGGCGUGAGGAAGUUUUCUCAACAUUUGAGGCAGCCUUUUGUCUUCACUGUUAUUUUUCUUUUCUUAGUUUUAAAUCCAUCAUGCUUAAAUUAGAAAAAAUGUUUUAAAAGUUGAGAAUUUGAGUUUCAUAUGCAAAGUUAGUGGGAAAAUGAAAGAAGCGAAUGCCAAUAUAUUUUUUGGUGUUACUGUUUUCCUGAUUUUACCGGCAUCUUUUUAUAAGAUGACAGAUGUUUACAUUCGUCACCUUUUUCUCUUACUUAGCUUUGUAACGCUAUUCUCUGUAAUCUCGUGCUACUUUGGACAAGUUUAGUUUCAGUGCGUGAAAAGCAGUGUUGUGAAACGUAAAAUAAGGAGAUUUCCACCUCGUAAAAUAAUGAUAAGGUGUAGCUGGGACAGAAGGGAUUGCCACCUGUUUCAAUCUGAUUUUCCAUUGUUCUCAUUUUCGAAAAGAAAAAUUCGUUGGAACUGGUGAAACUAAAUUGGUCCUAUGUUGUUAGGGUCUGAUUUCUCGGUUGUGGCCUGAACCAAUUGAUUCAGAAAUAAAUUGAGCGGUAGUUAAUGUUCCUUUUUUCACAUUUCUAUGAGAUAUUAAAGGGCUUGUUUAGUUCAAUCAUAGGAAGCCCCAAGGGGUGUUGUUCACUGAUAAAUUGCAUUCAUGGUUCUAUCUUUUAACUUAUAGGAUGGUUGUGAAAGUAAAGUGAUCAAUCACAUGGCUGACUUUGUGAAGUUAAGUGAUAAGUCACACAGCUAACUUUUUCUAUCGAAUGCAGAAAAGUUUGUUGCUUUCUUGAUUUUCUUUUCUGCUAAAUUGUCUUUUCCUAUCGUUUAAUGCAUUAUGACUUGGUGAAUGGAAAGUCAAAAUUCUCUUGUAUAUACUCCAUAAUUCCACGGUCUUACUCUGUGGUUGCAGAUGCCUAUGCUCUUAAUGCUUCCUUUUUCUGUUCUUCUGUUCUUUUUUUAUCAUAACUAUAUUAUAUCAAGAAUAAUACUACUUGUUUGUAUGGGCAUAUGAUUGCGUAUCUAUUUGUGCAAAAGAGUAUGACAUUUUCAAGAUGGAAAUGGAGGAGUCAGUAAGCCGUGUAUUGUUUUUUUAAAUUUUCACAGCUUUCGGAACUCGUAAAUAUUGAGAUAUAUAGUGAGUGGAUACGUUUGGUGGCUGAGUUCACGGAAAAAUCACUCCAGUCUUGGCAGGUUAGGCUGGUUCUUUGGAAUUUGUCAGAUCUGAUUGCUUUCUUGCAGGAUUUUAAUAACGAACUUGCUCUUCUCUUGAGAAUCUGGUUAUUCUUUUUAAUUUUUGCAGUGGGCCAGCGGUGGCGUAUACUACCUUUUAGGGCUCUGGUCCAGAUUGGUGACCUCUGUCCCAUAUUUGAAAGGUGAUACACCAAGUCUACUAGAUGAAUCUGUUCCGACAAUUAUUGAGGGUUUUAUCAGUUCAAGAUUUGACUCUGUCCAGGUAAACUCUUGUGGCACAGUUUGAAUUCCUACAUAUUCAAAAAAUUUAAUUCGGUUUUGGCAAGUGCAGAACAUUCACAUUAGGCUUUGUUCAGGCGUGAAGCAUUUCUAGGGAUUUGAUCAUAUAUUCAUUUAGGUAGAGGGGCUGGGGCAUUUGAAAACUUAACUUUUUACAUCUACUUCCUUUGUUAUUCUUGUCGCGAGUUGCAGGCUGGAUUCCCAGACGAACUUUCUGAAAAUCCAUUAGACAAUGUGGAAGUCCUUCAGGACCAUCUUGAAAGCUUUCCUUACCUUUGCAGGUUCCAGGUUGAAUUAUUACUCUUUCAUUUUAUGUCGUCUUUUCUUCUAUAUAUGCUUUCUUGAUGAAAGGGAUUUGAUUGUUUUUGGUCUGGAUGCAACCUUUCUUUUUUAAUAUCUUUUUAUCAUUCUCCUUUCUAAGACACCUUAUUCUUGAUAAUUUUUUUAAUUCCAGUAUCAAAGAAGCAGUCUAUAUAUUAUAAAGGUCAUGGAGCCCCUUAUGCAGACAUACACAGUAUGUUCCUCUAGCAUUUUUUGGUGAUCAUUGUGGUUUUAUAUCCUUCUUGUUUAUUGUUGACUGUUUCAAGUCUUUUAAUAGUAAUAUCACUUACCAUUGUUGUCAUCAGAAAUGGGCUAGGCUUCAAUCACCUGGAGACAGUAACGAGCUAUGUAUUGUUGAAGGGCAGCUAGCAUGGAUCGUUCAUAUUAUUGCUGCUAUUCUCAAGAUGCGACAAGUUACUGGUUGCAGGUAUUAUCAUCACCUUACUUAUACUAUUAUUUUAACGGUAAAUGGAUGACCAAUAUUUAUCACUGUUUAUCUCGUUGAACCUCUUUAGUGGCAACGCGGAAUCUCAAGAAUUUAUCGAUGCAGAACUUGCGGCUCGUGUCUUACAGUUGAUUAAUGUCACAGACAGUGGACUGCACUGUCAGGUACCAGAAUCGUGAAAUAAUUUAUAGUUGUGUAUUUAGCACGCUGUUAUAGAUUAAUAAUCUUGUCAUAUUAUUGUAUGUUGUCUGAUUGUACGUCACUGUAUGAUAGUUAAAAUGAAGAUCAGAUCCUUGGCUCCCUUAGUGUUCUAUUAUUGGUCUAGGCUUUCACACUGUUUUCUCGUGUAGUAUGCCGUGCCUAUGGUUUUCUAGAAGGUUCGCAGGCCACAUUUCAGAAAAAAAUUAUAGAAUCUCUUGCAUUGCUCCACAUCUUCCCUUAUACGUCAUGGUGUCCUAUGUACAUUGACGGAACUAGUUGAUUUUAUUUUCUGAGGGGGGCAGUAAUUUCUUUAUGACAUUUAUGGAAACAAACAAUUUUUUUGUAUGUUCAAUGGGAGAUUUCACCUUGAAAUUAAACCGACCUACCUCAUUCAAUGAACCAAUUCUUGGUCAAUCUACUCUGCUUGUUUGAGUAAGUAGGGCCAAAUAAUUCAAUCGGGGUAGUUGCUGUUAUAAUUCUUAGUUGUCUGGCCUGCCUUGCUAGCUUACCUUUUAGAAAGGUCCUUUUCACCAUCAUUGUCUUUCCUUGUGUCUUGCAUGACCAGAAUCUGUUCCCGCUGAAGUACACUACUGUUUUCAGUCUGGAGCAUUGAGACUUGUAAUGAACUUUGAGUUUAACUUGUGGGAACUUCAUCUUAUUAGUAUUGAAAUGAAACCACUCUAUGAACUUUGACAUUACAUCCUGGAUAAUCUCGAAGGUUAUAGUAUGUGAUGGAAAUCCUUAGUUUCUAGUAUCUCUUAAUUGGAUCGCAAGAAUUCCAUGCAUCUUCAUGAUCCAAACUUCUUGUGAUAUGGAAACCAUACUUUUGAGCCUCGACUUAUGAAAACUUCUCUUCUAUUAGAUGAUCUUUCGGCAAUGAGAGUCUCUGAGAGGACUUCAUGCAUAGCCUCUGAUCUGUGGAAUGAGUUUUCCUGUCUAUAUUGUAUCGGAGUAUCAGAAAGUUUAAAAUUGAGUCUGAUACGGGACUUCCAUGAGUUCCGGAUUGGCAUACUCUAUCUCCAGCCAUAAAUAUUAGUUUUGUACAUUGAUCCGUAGAUCCGAAGAUUUUCUGGAUAUGAAUAAAGUGUGGUACUGAAAAUGAGAAUAUUUCCCAUAACUUUUCAACAAUGUUUUUGGUGAAGCAUAGCAAAUAUUUUUCCUUUUGCUUUUAAAUUGAAGAAAGCCAACAGUUGAGUGGAUGCCUGUUGGCCUUAAGUGAAAGCUCUUUAGGAAAUGAAAGAAAAUAAUUCAUGUUUGGAUGCAGAGAUAUUCUGAAAAAAGUAAGCAACGGCUUGAUUGUGCUAUUAUCACUUUUUUUCAACACUUCCGAAAGUCAUAUGUAGGUGAUCAAGCCAUGCUUUCAUCAAAGGUAAGAGGAUUAUCCAAAACCAACGUCAAUUAGGGGAAGUCAUUUUAUUGUUUAUAUUUAAGUUCUGUUUGUUUGGUUGCAGCAGCUAUACUCAAGACUAUCUGAACUUCUUGGACUCCAUGAUCAUCUGGUCUUGCUUAAUGUCAUAGUUGGGAAAAUUGCAACGAAUCUUAAAUGCUAUACAGAGGUGAUAGAUACCCACCUUAUUAUUUCGUUUACUUUUCUUUCUCUGUGAGGUGGUUUUAAGCUGCAUCCUGUCCAUGUAUACAGAAUGAGGAGGUUAUUGAGCACACAUUGAACCUGUUUUUUGAACUGGCAUCGGGGUCAGUUUUGAUCAUUCUGACUAUUUAUGGUCAGUAUUUCAUUUACUUUCUAUCUCUCACUAUUUAGUCUUUUUUUGCAGUUACAUGACUGGAAAGCUACUUCUCAAAUUAGAUACUGUAAAAUUUAUAAUUGGGCAUCACACUGUAAUUCCCUGUGCUCUUGUCUAGGUUUUAUUGCUUCUUUGAUGUUCUUUGAUCUAACUUCAAAUAUGUUCUUUGAUGAACAUAUUUUCAUUCUUUAUUUUAGAGAGAGCACUUCCCUUUUUUGGAGGAGUAUAGGUGCUCCCGCAGCCGGACAACCUUCUACUACACUCUCGGCUGGUUGAUCUUUAUGGAAGACAGCCCUGUAAAGUUCAAGGCAGCUAUGGAUCCAUUAUUUCAGGCAAUUCCCUACCAACAUAAUUUUUUAACGGCGCCCUCCUUGUUGCAUAUAUUUUGCCAUUUCAGGUCAUAUGACUAACGAUAAAAAAAAAUCCUGGUCAAAAUCAUCUUUCCAUAGGAAGCUAAUUUUUUACUGCGUAUUCUAGUCAGUCAAACAGGAUCUUCAGAAAUAAGUGUGUUAGUUGUCGGAAAAUGGUUGAGUUGAACCAUUUACAACUCCAAACCAGUGACAGAUUGUGUCAAAUUCUUUGCUGUCAAUCGCAUAAUUUUCUUCUUCCAAAAAUUGAUUGAAGUUAUAAAUGCAUCAUAAUGUCGUUAUGAUUAUGUGUAUGUUUCUGUACAUUUAAUCAUACGACAGUUGAAAGUAGUACCAAUAUCUCCUUGAGCAGUGUGUCAAGUGGAAUAUAAACUUGCCACCUCCCAUAUCGAAAAAACAGGGAUUUUGAGAUAGGAGGGGCACGAAUCUGGUAUUGGGGUAGUGCAUUAAGAUUUAGAAUCAUUUAUUGUGAUUAUAUAUUUUAAUUACCAUAAAUUACAUAUAUGCUUGUAAAUUUACUGAUCUGCGAUUUUUCUUCAUGUUUAACCACAUUGACCGUUCACUUAGAUUGUGUCGGAAUGGACAUAGCCUGAUCUGGCCAUCUGACACAAUUCUGGGUACCAUACUUUGGCGUCCCUAGUCCAAAUCGUGUGUUUUUUUGAAAGUGGUCCGUCUUCUCGGAUCUAACAUAAUUUAUUCCACUUGAGAGACUCCAGUUUUUAAUAUUUUGAAGAUUCUCGUGGUUAUUGUGUUCGCUUAGGAAUGUAAUUUUACUGGAGCUCUAUUCUGAUAUUACAUGUAAAUAUUUGGGGUACAUUCUUUCUCGUUUUCAUGUUCAAGGGUGAAAAUUACUGACCUGCUUGGUCUCAAAUACUAACACACUGUGAUCAAUUCCUCUAUGGGUUUGAAUGAGAUAUUAAUAUUCAGUUUUCCUGAAUAUCAUCUUUUGUCUUUAUUGUCUGAUUUGAUACCUUCUUCAAUGUGUGCAAACUUGCAGGUACUCGUUAGUCUGGAGUCGACACCUGACUCUGCAUUCCGAACCGAUGCUGUUAAGUAUGCCCUUAUUGGUCUGAUGAGGGACCUCAGAGGAAUUGCGAUGGCAACAAAUAGGUUAUCUUUUUCUUUCAUCCAAGCUGUGUAUAUACCUUCUAUAUGUAAGAUACCUUUCUGUUCCAUGUUCCAGCGUAGUACUCAUAAUUUUCUGGCUUCAGUCGCAGAACAUAUGGGCUCUUGUUUGAUUGGUUGUACCCGUCUCACAUUUCACUGCUUUUAAAAGGCAUUGCCCAUUUUACAGAUGCACCGGAGGUAUCUUAUCUCUAUAUCCAUUUUUGUUAUAAAAUCAACUAGUCUUGAUUCUUUUUAUGUUGCUGGCAGCUUUAGUUGGACUCCUAGUUUUCGUCCAUUUUGAUCCUAAAAAGGGAACUUAAUUCCACUAUUUCAUUCUGAUUUUACGAACGUUGCAAUUGUUUCAGUGAAAUGCAUUUAAACUGCUCAACAUUGCCCAGUGAGAGGCCUGCUAUGCCAAAAGCGAGAGAAACCCCAUCCCUCUCUUUCCUUUUUACGUCCCCAUGUCCCUCCCUGGAACAUUUUGCACUUUGCUUUUGAGGUCAGAACAAACAAUACUAAAAUGAAAAUUUUGGGAGUGUAGCAAAAAUGCAAAUUUCGGGAGUAUUUGCCUGCGGCCUGUAAAUCUUCUUAAUUGAGUGGUGUAAAGAUUGUGCCAAAUUGGAUGAUACUUUCCAACUAGCAAUCUUUGGUUGGAUGUAUUGUGUUAAAGUAAUGACAUGUAGUUGAGAGUUUUAUCAGAGUACUAACCAAUUAAUUUUACAGAAUAUUGGUUUCCUCAAGUGGCUCUUUUCGUUUAUAAGCCUAUGGUGAGGGUAAUGAAAGUCUGUUCCAAUUGUUAUAAAUACUUUCCAUUCUGGGAACUGGCAAGAAUGUUCUCUAUGUAUUGAUCAACUAACUUUUUACAAACAAUGUGCAAGGGUUUUUGGCUUACAACUGGAAGUUUGUGGACUAAACUUGACUCGUUGAACAUAAACUACCUCUAUCUUCACUUUCGCUUUCUCAUCAAGUAGAAAUCUGUUCAUUUUUACAGCAUGGAUCACUCUAGUAUAUUUUAUGUCUCAUUGUUUUGCUCCACCAUGUGUUUGUAAGUGUGCAAAAGCGUCUUGUUGUCUGAUUGCGAUUUUUUUUUUGUUUGUCCAAGUAAAGCAGCAUGGUAACACAUGCCAAUGAAUUCUAACACAUGCCUCUUAGACAAGGAAGCUUAAUUUGGCAAAUUUAUCUGUAAUCAUGGAUAAUUCUGGUCAUCCCCUUUUUAUUGCAUGCUUUAGCAAUCCUCCAUCUAUAUUUUGCAAAUACUCUAAUUUAUCUUCAGAAUAGCAUGUAUUUGUGAAUGAUAUUUGCUAAUUAUCUUGACAAGGAAGUUUUACAUGACCACUUUUGUGAUCUCCUUAUUUGUGUAUCAUACUGCAUGCUUUUGCAAUCCUGUGGCUAAUAAUACGAUGUUUUCUUCAAAAUUGUAUGAAAUUCGAAUGGUGUUUUCUAGUCGUCUUGCUAGCACUAUAUACAGAUUUUUAUUUUAACGAACCAUUCCUUCUGACAAUUUCAGGUCACAACCCCAUUGUUGAAAUUUAUGGCUGAAUUUGUAUUUAAUAAAGCUCAGCGUUUAACUUUUGACUCUUCAUCCCCUAAUGGCAUUCUUCUAUUCCGGGAAGUUAGCAAAUUAAUAGUGGCUUAUGGCACAAGAAUACUAUCUCUUCCCAUUAGCAGUGAUAUCUACGCCAGCAGAUAUAAGGGCAUGUGGAUUUCAUUGACUAUUCUUUCAAAGGGUAAGUUUUAUAGAUCGUAGUAUCCUCUUGCUGGUAUGUGAAAUGAAAUUACUAGAUGUUUAGUUAUGCAAAUCUCCAGUUCCUGCCAUGAUAUUAUAAAUGAUCGUUCUUGUUCAAGAUCGGAUUUUUUAGCAAGGUUGUAGUGCCGCAAGUUGUUUGACCAAGCUGAAAGCAAACCCUUCGUGCACCCAGAGCUAGCUGAUCAAAAUAUAAGAUACCAUUAGUGAAGGGUGAAAUAAAUAUUUUAAUUGAUUAGAUUGAGUAUUGUAGAUUUAAUUAUGUCGUAAAUGAUUCAUGUCAUCAGUAAAAACCUCCUACUCAAUUAGAGUUAUUGGGAAGGCAUUCCUGCUACUUCUUCUUGAAGCAUUUGGCCAAUAAUUUACCCUCUAGUAUUUGAAAAGGAGGAAAUGCGUUGGUAAUGAACCUAUAACAUUAUCUAGAGUGAAACGUAUGCUUUAUUCAGCGAACUAAGCAAUGCACGCAAGUUAUGUUCAACACAAUAGUUAUGUUUAGGUUGGCUGAUGCAGAUUGGGAUCAUCACUAGUUAAUCUGGCUUUUGUGGGGAACUAUAUCCUUAAUUGAAAGUAGGUAACGAAAAAACGAUUUUCAGCUGGUUCUCAGUUAGCUUAAGACCUUUGUAGCAGAAGAGGAGCUGAAGAACAACUCAAACGAGUAGGUGAUGAAGGGUAAAAUAAAGUUUCGAGAAAAGGGACAAGAGUGGACAAAAGGGUGAUAUGUUUUUAAUAAAUUUCGCUACCAUAAACCCUCCAGAAUUGUCAAUAAUACUUUACGAAUCCCUUUAUAAUUAUUUUUUUAUGUCCGCGUUUAUGAAAAUUAUGAAUUUUCUUCCUCAUAACCAUUAUUUUGAUUUACCUUCAGAUAUCAGGUUCUUGAAUUUGUGGGAAACCCUGCCUAAAUAGUAAUAUGAUGUGACAGUUUUGUUCUCUGAGCUGAACGUUUUCUACUUUGGUUUUUUGUUAGUGUAGUAGGAAAAUUACUUUAAGGAAGAAAAUAUUCACCCUUUAAUACUGUUUUUUACAAUCCCCUUAAACAUAUUUUAAUAAUAUUUGUCUUUCGUGGAACAGCACUGGCUGGAAAUUAUGUCAACUUUGGUGUGUUUGAGUUAUACGGGGAUAGAGCCCUUGCCGAUGCUCUUGACAUAGCUCUGAAAAUGGCAUUGUCAAUUCCUCUACCUGACAUAUUGGCGUUUCGAAAGGUGAUAUGAACUAUAUCUUCAAUUUGACAAAGAAUCUUUACGAUAGUUCUGUUCCAUUCAUUUUCUUUGUGUAUACACAAGAAACAAUAAUGAUUGUUCCUCUUCUUUUGUCUAAAGCCGUACAGAUUUGAUACUCUUUUUUCUCUGAAAGGUUAAAUAUUUGUUGGAUAAGUUUCUCUUUUUUCUCUGUUUAUUUUUCUCUUUGAAAGAUUGAUAGCAUAUCAAUAUGCCUGUUUUUUUAACUUCCAAAAUCAAACUGAUUUGCUUUUAUUUUAUUUUAUGAUAUAAUUCAUGAUUCCUCUACAUUUAGCAUGUUGAGAGGUUUUGACCUCUCAACAUACCAGAUGAUAAGUUAAUUGAAUCUAUUUUGCUGAAAAUAUCUAAGUAACGUCUCUUAUUCUGGCCCUCAUGAUUUGGGUGGUCUCUGUUAGUUGUAGGUUAGGCAUAUAGGUUUAUUUUCAAAAAAAUUAUCCUAUGUAAAAAUUUUAGAACAUAAAUAAUGAAAUUUCUGUCUUUGCAUCUGUCAUUUUUAGAAUUUUUAAUUUGUUUCUAUUGCUAUGCGAUGAUCAUUGACAUUUGCCGUCAUGUCUUUGGACUUGGGCUAUCUUGGCUCUGCUUGGUGCGUUAGGGAACUAACCAGUGAAAAAUGAUGUCCGUAAGGAACUACCAAAUGUGGCAUGAGUAUUGGCUUGCAUUUUGGUUCAGCGCAACUUUUUUUCGCUUGGACAAGUAUCCCUACCUUUUUGAUAAUGUUGAAAGCAUUAAAAUCAUUCUUUCCCUACCUUUUAAGAUAUGUAAUGUAUGUUGCUAAGGGAAAGGACAUCUAAUGAUGAUGCAUUCUUAAUGUGAUGUUUUGUUUUUCACCCCUUGAUUUUGGCUGAUUAUUUUCUUUGCCUAUUUUUGUUCAACCUUACGAGAAAUGAGUUUCUUAACAAGAUUUUCUUCUUCUUUUCAGCUUAUGAGAGCCUACUUUGCAUUUAUGGAGGUUCUAUUCAACAAUCAUUUGGUUUUCGUUUUGAAUCUGGAUCAGACUACUUUUAUGCAUAUUGUUGGAUCACUUGAGUCUGGUCUAAAAAGCUUGGACGCUGGUGUCUCAUCCCAGGUAAGUGGCAUGACAUUUGUUUAUUCCUGAUGCGUUUUGUUCUAUAUUUUACUGUGAAAAUUUAAAUUUUCACCAAAAAUUUGGCAAAUAAGAAAAAACAUAUGUAUUUGUGACAACAACCAUAUCAUGAUAUAUCUCACUUUGUUUUUCAGUAAAUUUUCCUGUUAUUUUUCUUCUAAGUUAAACAUAUCCUGGUUGGAAGUUUUCCUUCUAUUGUGUGCUUUUCUGUACAAUGCUCGGUGUAGAAUACUCAGUGUAUCCAUUUAAUUCUCAACAAAUCCAUAGCAGCAGCAACGACACGAGGAAGUCUUCCCCCUCUGUAUAACUGGAAAUUUAUCUUCUUUACAGUGUGCAUCUGCUGUUGACAACCUGGCCACUUACUACUUCAACCACAUAACUGCAGCAGAUUCACCUCCGUCAUCAGCUGCUAUGAACCUUGCUCGACAUAUUGCUGAGUGUCCAAAUCUAUUCCCUGAAGUAUGUUGUCUUACGUCACUUUUGAGUUUAUUCUACAUGGUCAUGAUUCAUCUCUUAAAUUAUUUUCACUCUUCUUUUUAGCUUUGAAAGUGUUUCAUUUAGAUGUGAUUAUCCUCCUGCCUCUGGAGAUUUGGAACUAUGUACGAAAAUUGUUGUGGAUUGCAUUCUAUUCAAGGGCCGGCAAAGAUAAAUUCAUAGAAAAGCUCCAUGUGAUCUUCUCAUAUUUCUCCUUUAGAAAUUUAUGAGAAUAAUAAAUUUUUCCAGUGGACAAGGGCGUUCUUUGUGAGAUUGUAUCUAAAUCCAUUGUUCUUGUCGUAUUCAGAUUGAGAACGCGAACGUUGUGAGAUGCAUUUUUUAACGUACGCUUGAUGCCCGGCUGGAAUGUGGGCGAUUUUAUCUUGAUCAGUAUUGGGGAAAAGAUAGAAUGGGCAAAAAUGGGAGCAAGUAUAGUUCGAGACUUAUAUAACCAAACAAGGCCAAGUAUAAAUUUGAAGCGAGUUUUAUACAGGCGUAGUUUCAGAGUUGAUUGUGAUCUGAUACCAUUUGCCACCAUGGUUUAUCAUUUCUUUCUCUUGUGGCGAUAUCCUCAUUCGUUAGAAAUUCUGAAACUCUCUGGCAUAAUUUGCAAAUGAUUCACAUUUUUCUAACCAGCUAGUGGAUAAUCUCAUGAAGAUAACAGUGUAAGCAAUUUUUUGAUAAAAAUAUGUAUUAACGUCUUUAUGAAUUAGAUCUUUGAUCAGUUAUUGUUGCCAUAAUCCUGAAUUGCAUGUACUCUAAGAUCGAAUUCCUUGAAUAAAGCAUAUCUGGACUAUUCUCUACGGAAAAUCCUGUGCACGACUAUUUCUCCCUUCCGUUAUAAACUAUAACACUGAAUUUGCCUUGUCCGCGCAGAUCUUGAGAACUCUGUUUGAGAUUGUUUUGUUUGAGGACUGUGGCAACCAAUGGAGUCUUAGCAGACCAAUGCUUAGCUUGAUACUCAUCAGCGAACAGGUGCCAGCCGAUAACUUUCUGUUUGUUGCGAUACCAUAAUUUCAAUCGUUUUCUGAAAUUCGUUUCCCAUUACCUUUUAAUAUUUUUUUACAGUCCACUCUGAUAAAAUUGUUCACAUGUCCCUUAGAUGAUUAAAUACCCAUUUCCCAUGCAUAAAAAUACUUUUUUUGCUGCAGUUGUUGUAAGAUCCAGUGUAUAUUUACUAUCUUUGACUGAUAAAAGUAGCAAUAGAAAAUCUCUGAGUAUGAAAAUAAGCAGGCGAGCAGGAAGAAGACAAUGCUGAUAUUUUUGAGGGGGCUUUGAACAUUUGACAUUUUCUGUCGUUCGAAAAUAACUUGCUAAAAUUUGGAAAAGUUUCAAAGCUAAAAGGCUCCCAUCAACUAAUAACUGGAGGAUUUAUCAAGUAGGAGACUACGUCUUUCCUCACUCACUGUUUAUCGUGAAAAUUAAAAACUCCGAAUAAGAAGUCCUAUUGUUAUCCGUAGCUAUUCAAGAAGUCUUUCUUGUCCUUCUCCUUGCACCGUGUACAAUUCUUGCACCGUAUAUAUAUAUAUAUAUAUAUAUAUAUAUAUAUAUAUAUAUAUCUAUUUAUUUAUUUUAUUUUUCUUACAGUUCUGUUAAAAGAAAUUAUGAACUAUGAUUUUAUGCAUUAAAUCUCGUUUGCUUAAUCCUGUAGGUCUCCUUCAUUUACUUCACCUGAAAGCCUUAGAUUUCUUAUAGAAAAUCCUCUUGUCGGCUGGACACUAGCUGUUUCGUUCUGCAUUCUAGUUCGUCACGAUUUCAGCGUCCCCACUGACGAUGUAACCCUCAUGAUAAAAUCAAAAUAAGAUAAAAAAUCAUAAGAAUAAAAAUAAGCGCCUCAUGUGAAAGCAUUAUAGGAGUUAGAUGAACUCUGGGGUCGAUUUUCUAUAGGCAUCAACUCUUGGAGAGUGUAGAAAUUGCGUUAGAUCUUCUCACGUUGUCUCUGCCUCACUGUGAACCGUCCCCUUCAUUAAAAUAAAAAAAAAAGGAAGAAAAAAACUCUACCUGUGCAACUCUGGCCAAUAAUGAUAUGAAAUGUCCCCUGAAAACUGAAUCUGACCCAGCAUUUAUUUUUUUGAGAGCUCAAUUAAAUAGGUGACCUAACAGUUUCUUUUCUUGCAGAUAUUUAGUGAUCUGAAGGUUCAGAUUUUAGCAUCACAGGUUAGUUCAUGUUCGUCUUUCUAUUUUCCGUGCCUCCUUUCCACCAUCACACCUGUUGGUUGACCGUAUCAUUCUAUGGCGAUUAGCACCGUGGAAGUCAUGGUGUACACUGAUGCUACCGCAGACUCUCUCGCGUCUGAGCAUCCGUCCAUAUUUCCAUUUCAAUGAAUGACCAUUUAUAUCAAACCCAUGCGUCGAUCAUCUCGUAUCCUCGAUAAUGCCUCUCUCUUUGGUAACUUGCCCAACGCAGCCGCCGGAUCAGCAGCAACGCCUCUCAGUCACCUUCGACAAGCUCAUGUCUGACGUCAGCCGCAGCCUGGAGUCCAAAAACAGGGACAAGUUCACCCAAAAUCUUACCAUAUUUAGACACGAAUUCCGCACCAAGUAG